Molecule: messenger RNA, 598 nt
Organism: Dictyostelium purpureum
Lineage: Eukaryota; Evosea; Eumycetozoa; Dictyosteliales; Dictyosteliaceae
Exons: 4
Coding region: 51-509 (152 amino acids)
Biological process (GO): removal of superoxide radicals
Molecular function (GO): superoxide dismutase activity; copper ion binding
Source: RefSeq, a predicted model, not a curated record
CAAAAUUCUUUAACCUUUUUUUCUAGAAAAACUUUUAAACAUAUCUAAAAAUGCCAACUGCAAUGUGUUUAUUAAAAGGUCCAGUAGUUAGUGGCUGGGUUAAAUUUUAUCAAGAAUGUGAAAGUAGACCUGUAGCUAUAGAAUAUGAAAUUACUGGUUUAUCAUCAGGCAAACACGGUUUCCACAUUCAUACUUUUGGUGAUACAAGUAAUGGAUGUAUAUCUGCAGGUCCACAUUAUAAUCCAUUUGGAAAGACACAUGGUGGAAGUAACGAUAUUAAUCGUCAUGUUGGUGAUUUAGGAAAUAUUAUUGCAACUGGGGGUACAUGCAAAGGAACAUUUACAGAUAAUGUAAUUUCUCUUCUUAAUUGUCAGUAUAGUAUCGUUGGUCGUACUGUAGUUGUUCAUGCUGAUGAAGAUGAUUUGGGUAAAGGAGGUCACGAAGAUAGUUUAACUACCGGACAUGCCGGUGCACGUAUUGCAUGCGGUGUAAUUGGUUGGAUAAACUAAAAUCUUUUGAUUUUAUUAUUUUUUGUAAUAAUUUAAAUAAAAAAAUAAUGAUAUAGAAUAAAUAAAUAAAUAGUUUAUUAUUUAAUUUU